AUGAGGAGGGAGAACCAGAGCAAGGUGUCCCAGUUCCUCCACCUGGGGCUCCCCAUCAGGCCGGAGCAGCAGGGCGUGAUCUUCACCCUUUUCCUGGGCAUGUACCUGACCACGGUGCUGGGGAACCUGCUCAUCGUCCUGCUCAUCAGGCUGGACUCUCGCCUCCACACCCCCAUGUACUUCUUCCUCAGCCACCUGGCCCUCACUGAUGUCUCUGUCUCAUCAGUCACUGUCCCUAAGAUGUUGAUGGACAUGCAGACUAAGUACAGGGUGAUACCCUAUGUCGGGUGCAUUUCUCAGAUGUAUUUUUUCAUACUGUUUGGCUGUCUUGACAAUUUCCUCCUUGCAGUGAUGGCAUAUGACAGGUAUGUGGCCAUCUGUCACCCACUCCAUUACAUCUCUGUCAUGAGGGAGGAGCUGUGUGUCUUAUUAGUAGCUGGGUCCUGGUUCCUCUGUUGUGUCCAUGCCCUGUUGCACACCCUUCUUCUGGUACAGCUAUCCUUCUGUGCUGACAAUACCAUCCCUCACUUCUUCUGUGACGUCACUGCCCUCCUGAAGCUGAGCUGCUCAGACACCUCCCUCAAUGAGCUGGUCAUCUUCACCGAGGGAGGAAUGCUUUUAAUCCUGCCUUUAAGUAGUAUCUUGUGCUCUUAUAUCCGAAUAGUAACCACUGUCCUGAGGGUCCCCUCAACGAAAAGGUUCUUUAAAACCUUUUCUACCUGUGGAUCCCAUCUAUUUGUCGUGUCUUUAUACUAUGGGACACUUGCAGGUGUCUACAUUUUCUCUUCAUCAUGGAACUCCAAUGACAAGGACAUAAUUGCUUCUGUCAUCUAUACAGUAGUUACCCCCAUGCUGAACCCGUUCAUCUACAGCCUGAGGAACAGAGAUAUAAAACAGGCAUUAGAAAUAUUUGUCAAUAACGCUAACUUCUUUAAGUGA
Galeopterus variegatus (Sunda flying lemur) is the source of this 939-nucleotide messenger RNA. RefSeq names its product olfactory receptor 1J4-like. Gene Ontology annotation, cellular component: membrane. Lineage: Eukaryota; Metazoa; Chordata; Mammalia; Dermoptera; Cynocephalidae. Bases 1 to 939 code for a protein of 312 amino acids. Gene Ontology annotation, biological process: G protein-coupled receptor signaling pathway. Gene Ontology annotation, molecular function: olfactory receptor activity; G protein-coupled receptor activity. The record is from RefSeq and is a predicted model, not a curated record. The transcript has a single exon.